This is a messenger RNA of Conger conger (European conger), 3896 nucleotides long. Its product is annotated as cell cycle progression protein 1-like. The transcript has 10 exons. NCBI's taxonomy places the organism in Eukaryota, Metazoa, Chordata, Actinopteri, Anguilliformes, Congridae. Gene Ontology annotation, cellular component: membrane. The record is from RefSeq and is a predicted model, not a curated record. Bases 146 to 2689 code for a protein of 847 amino acids.
AUGAGAACACGGCGUUGCCAGGGUUUGCACACAGGGGCGAAGCGCUGUCAUCGGAUCCUGGCUGAACCACUUUCGACAUCGCUCCUGAUUUCUCCUUUGGCCUUCACCCUAAGAACAGAUAAGCACAAUUUUGGGUGGUGGAAAUAUGUCAGAGAGUUCAAGUGACACCGAGUCCUCCUGCGGGUGGACAAUCAUAAGUAAUGAGGGCUCGGACAUCGAGACCCUGGGGCCGGACCAUGGAGCGGACAGCAAGCCCCAGCUGUCUGAGGGUCCGGAGGGGAAGGAGCCGCAGGAGGAACCACAGCAGGAGGAGGAACAGGAGGAGGUGCAACAGGAGCCAUCUGUGCUCCAGGCUGAGCAGCACAGUGAACCAUGGGCUGAGUCAUCUCUGGACAGUACGCUAAAAGUGGAAGAGCACGAGCAGACAGAAGGUGUUUCUGAGGACGUGCCUGGGCGCCUGAUGUUGUGCUCCUCGAGCGAGCACUCGGACAUCAUGACUCUGGAGCCGUCGAUGGCGGCCGAGCCCAGGGCAUCCUGGGAGGAGCAGCAGGAGGUGCGGGAGGAGGAGCUGGACUUGGGCAGCUCCUCCAGCAGCCAGUACACGUUCAGCGCCACGGAGAUGACUCCCUCUCUGCCCGUGGAGCCCUCAGGAAGAGACUCCAGCAGCAGCAGUGGGGAGGAGGAAGCGCGAGAGCCCGGCCCCGCUCUGCGGAGGCGCAGGGGGAGGAGGAGCACAGCCUCCACAUGCGAGACAGAGGAGGCGCAGGGCCAGCAGGGGCCCGCCGUGCAGGAGGAGCAGCCUGAGCAGAAGGUGCAGCGCACUCUCAACAAGUGCAUCUUCCUGGCUCUGGUCAUUGCCGUCAGUAUGGGCUUCGGUCACUUCUAUGGUACAGUCCAGACCCAGGAGAGGCAGAAGCUUGUGGAUAAGAUGCGCGGGUUCGAGCAGUGUGGCGUGGAUGUAUGCCUGGAACAGUGGGAGGGAGACGUCAUUGAGCAGAGCAAGGAAGUGGUUCAGCAGCUGAGAGAAGACCUAGAGGAAAAGCAGGCCACCGUGCUCUCCCUCACUCAGAUUAUGGAUAAGAUAACUAAAGAGAACCAUCAUCUCAGGUUGAAACAGUCUCAGCAACAGGCCCAGAAAAUCGAGCUCUCCGAGAGACUGAGGCAGAGCGCACAGGAGAAGACCGAGAUGGAGUUCCAUCACAGACACCUGGCCACGGAGAACCAGCAGCUGAUGAGCUCCCUGGAGCGUGAGGAGCAGUCGCUGUCCGCCCUGCGGGAGGAGCUCCUGGGCCUCCGCGCCCAGAUCCAGGACCUGGAGGGGAGGGGCGCGGGGGCCGACUCUGUCCUGUCAGAGAACCAGAAGCUGAAGCAGCACCUGGAGGAGGAGAAGCAGCGCAUCCAACUGUUCCUCAGCCAGAAGGAGGCGCUGGGGGCCGAGGCCCAGGCGCUGAGGCUGGAGCUGGACCGGGAGCGGAAGGCCACGGGCCAGCUGAAGGACGAGCUGGAGCAGCUGAGCAUGCGGGGCGCGGCGGAGGCCGGCCCCGAGAUGGAGGAGCUGAGGGGCAGGCUGGCCGAGCUGGAGAAGAAGCUACGCUUCGAGCAGCAGCGCUCCGACCUGUGGGAGAGGCUGUACGUGGAGACCAAGGAGGUCCGGGCCAAGGGCGACCAGCAGCCCAGGGCCAAGAAGCCCAAGGAGGGCAUCAUCGGAAAGGUGAAGGAGACCUUUGACGCCGUCAAGAACUCCACCAAGGAGUUUGUGCACCACCACAAGGAGCAGAUCAAGAAGGCCAAGGAGGCUGUGAAGGAGAACCUCAGGAAGUUCUCAGACUCUGUCAAGUCCACCUUUCACCACUUUAAGGACUCUGCCUCUCGCGUGUUUGAAAAGGCCCGCCGGCCACAAGACAGGAAGUUCCAUGAGAGGAGAGAGGCUAAGACAGGACGCUACGAGCACCAGCAGGACCAUUCAAGGCAGCAAAAGCAGGAGAAGGAUCACAGGUCUUCUUGGAAGCCUCGGUCCCACCAACCCCUACAUCAGCACCCGCGCAAAUCUACGGCCGAUACCUUUCAGGCGGACCAUAACACCAGAAAGCCAGGGCCUACUGGCUGGAAGGGCUCUGAAUCGGCACGUCACAGGAGGAGGCCUAAGGGCUGUUCUGGAAUAUUUGACUGCGCCAAUCAAGAGUCCAUGAGCCUGUUUAACAAGGCCCUCGAGCCCAUCCGAGCAGACGAGUUCAACCAGCUCAUCCACAGCUACCUUCAGCAGGAGGUGGACCACUUCCACCACUGGAGGGAACUGGACAGUUUCAUCAACAGUUUCUUCCGCAACGGCGUGUUCAUCCACGACCAGAUGCUUUUCACAGACUUUGUCAGUGGCGUGGAGGACUACCUGGAAGACAUGGAUGAGUACCAGACCUACAACGAUGAUGUGUUUGAAGAUCUUGAUGACUAUGUCUUCAAGCACUUCUUUGGAGAUAGCUAUUCAAAACAGUAUGGGCCUAGUAGACCCACUGCAAAGCCAGCCACAAAAAGGAAACCAGACCGACAGUCCCGGCCCCACUGUCAGCAACACAGGGCUCAUCUUCGCCCACAAAAACAGAGGAAGUGGAGCAAGCCAGGACGUCCCACUGGCAGACAUAUGGCAGAUGUCAAAAUUGAGCUUGGCCCCAUGCCUUUUGAUCCAAAAUAUUAAGUGUCCUCGCAGAUUCGUUUCGAUGAUCGCUUCAUCCGAAGUGGAAUUUUUUUUGCUGUAGUUAAAAAAAAAAAAGAAAAAGAAAAAAAAAAGCUCAUGGCUGGCUAAAUGGUUUCUUGCUUUCUUAUGUUAUGCUUAUGAGUCUUUGCACUGCUAGAUCAGUACCUCAUCAUGAGCGGUCAUGUGGUCACAGACACACUGCUUUUCUGUACAUUUCUGCAAUAAGUAUGUUCAGUUUCAGUUGUGGGGAGUGUUUCUGGAUUACAUUGUACCAAAAGCUUUAUUGCAGAUAUUGCUAAGGUUAGAUGUCAUUUCCCGAGGGUUUUGUCAGCAGUAUAAUCCACUCUCAUCUCUUGUCAAAUUGGAAGGUUAUACAAAAGAUGUAUAGUGCAGUCAGUAAGUAUUUGGACUUCUGUUCUUUUGGCUCUGUAAUCCAGCACCUUGGAUUUGAAAUGAAAUGAUGAAUGUGAGGUUAAAGAUGGAUGUAAAUACCCCUAAAUUAAAGAUGACAGUGUGCACUUUUCAUUGUUUCAUUUCAAAUCCGAUGUGCUGGAAUACAGAGCUAAAAGAACAGAAAUAAUUCCAAAUGUCCAAAUAAUUACAGCACGGUAAUACAACUGAGAAUCUCAUUUACACCCAAUGAAUACAUCUGGAUAUUAACAAUUCCCACUGAAAUGGUGAUGAUAAUUGGGAUAACAAUACAGUGCAAUAAUUCUACAGAACAGAUUUAGACCAAUAUCUGAAUAUCAAUUAUAUUUCAUGGCAGGUUACCACAGAUUUCUGGCAAAGGACCAAAUUAUGUGUCAGAUUUACUUGUGUUGUGGAAUGUUUGAUGUGCAAGUUGAUUUUCUCUUAGAUUAAAAUGGUGAUUUAUGAACCUAUAUUUUCCCUACAAUAAAUAAGUAAAUCAUUUAGAAUGAAUGCACAUACAGUUCUUGGACCACAAUAGUCCUUCCAAAUGCUUUGUGUGAAUCUGUCUGUUUCGCUGCUAUUUUAGUUUUUAAACAGAUGUGCAAUUGCAAUAUAUAAAAGAUAAUUUGCCUAAAAUUGCCUAAGAAGUGCAAUGUUUGUUUAUGCUGUCACCUAUUUGUCCAAUAACAUUCCAAUCAAUUGUAGUUUCUCUUUCCUGCGCUGAUUAAACAUUUGUUUCCUUACAGUUGUGGUGAUGUUCACAGUAGCUAUCUAGUAAUAAACAGGAUAAAACAAA